CUGACUGGCGCAUCACCGAUCAACAAAUAAACAACCAACCAACCAACCACCAACAUGCCUUCCCACACCACCACAACCGGCACAACCACCAACAUGCCUUCCCACACCAUCACAACCGGCACAACCCGGCCCAUCUACCAGCCCUUGCACCCGUCCGCCCGCCCGCUCCUCGACCCAGAAUACGUGGCCUUCCACGACGCGCACCUGCAAUACAUCCUGCCCGACGACCGCAAGCCAUGGGACGGGUCCGCGCGGGCGGGCCACGGCGGCGCGAUGCCGCCGACCGAAAGCCCACCAGUUCCCGUCGGCCGCGUCCUCGACAUACACAGCAUAGCAGGCCGGUACGACGUGCGCAUCUUCACGCCACCGCCCCUUCCAUCAGGCUCUGGAGGAGCGCCGUGGCCCGUGUUCCUGUGGUUCCAUGGCGGGGGCUGGUGCGUGGGCGACGUGUCGCACAACAACGACGCGUGCGCGCUGAUCUGCACGCGCGCGCGCUGCGUCGUCGUCGCCGUGGGCUACCGCCUAGCGCCGGAACAUGUAUUCCCGGCCGCCAUCGACGACGCCGCGCACGCGCUGCGCUGGGCGCGGCACGCGCACGGCCUGGCUGCGCAUCUCGGGUCUGGAGAGGCCCUCGACCCGUCGCGCGUCGCGGUCGGCGGCCUGUCGGCCGGCGGGCAGCUCGCCGCGUCGCUGGCGUUUGAGGAGGGCGGCGAAGACCUGGCGUUUGCGCUGCUGGUGGUGCCCGUGGUCGACAGCACGGCGACGGUGGGCACCACGUGGGCGCGCAACGCCGACGCGCCGUGGCUGACACCCAAGCGCAUGGCGUGGUACCGGGAUAUGUAUUUCCGAGGGAAAGACGAGGAAGACAGGCGGCACUGGCGCGCGUCGCCCAACUUUGCCCCCGCGGCGCUGCUCGCGCGCAGCCCGCGCACGUGGAUCGCUGUUGCCGAGCGGGACCUGCUCGCGCCCGAGGCGGAGGGGUAUGCGGAGCAGCUGGCGGCGGCCUGGGACGGCGAGGGCGUAAAGGACAGGGAGGUGGUCGUCAAGGUCUACCAGGGGUCGACGCACUCGAUUCUGGCGCUGAAUGGUGAGUUUUCUACCGCGGCCCUCUUUGCCUGGUUUUGUGGUGUGCCGUGUGAAAGCUGACUGGACGCGGUGUAGGCGUGCUCGAAAAGGGGCGGCAGCUGCUGAAUGACUUGGCGGACCAGGCAGCCCGGUGGUUCAAGGGCGAUGUAGAUGAGGGGAAGACGGAAGUGUUGUGAUGUCUUUGAGUGGUUCAGCAGAGAUGGGAUGGCAUGUGCUUAUGGUUCAGUGUAGAUGUCUAACUUGUAACCACGUUGCACGAGCCCCCUCUUAUUGAUUUGCACGUCCAAGUGAUAAAGAACCCGACUGGAAGCAUUCUACCGUGUGCAACCAAGUGCAACCAAGUGCAACCAAUUAGUAGAUACUGUAUCACGCGCAUUCACAGGGCAACGGAAAUGAAGCAUUUGAUGCAGGGAGGUAAGGCUUGAAUUGUC
Molecule: messenger RNA, 1517 nt
Organism: Lasiosphaeria miniovina
Lineage: Eukaryota; Fungi; Ascomycota; Sordariomycetes; Sordariales; Lasiosphaeriaceae
Product: alpha/beta hydrolase fold-domain-containing protein
Exons: 1
Coding region: 55-1146 (363 amino acids)
Molecular function (GO): hydrolase activity
Source: RefSeq, a predicted model, not a curated record